Messenger RNA from Lolium perenne, 1685 nucleotides. Its product is annotated as probable WRKY transcription factor 26. Gene Ontology annotation, biological process: regulation of DNA-templated transcription. NCBI's taxonomy places the organism in Eukaryota, Viridiplantae, Streptophyta, Magnoliopsida, Poales, Poaceae. The record is from RefSeq and is a predicted model, not a curated record. Gene Ontology annotation, molecular function: sequence-specific DNA binding; DNA-binding transcription factor activity.
GCGAGCAACCACUCCAGUCCUCAAUUCACAUCACACCCCCGCUCCCAAUCCCCUCCCGUCCAGACGAUCGCCAUGGCGUCCUCCGCGGGGAGCCUCGACCACGCAGCCUUCACCUUCACGCCGCCCAACUUCAUCACCUCCUUCACCGAUCUUCUCUCCGGCUCUGGCCCCAGCGACGGGGAGCGGCGCUCGCCGAGGGGGUUCAGCCAGGGGAGCAGGGGCGGGGUGCCCAAGUUCAAGUCCGCGCAGCCCCCCAGCCUGCCCAUCUCGCCGCCGCCGCCCGGCUCGCCCUUCUCCUACUUCUCCAUCCCCGCCGGUCUCAGCCCCGCCGAGCUGCUCGACUCCCCCGUCCUCCUCAACUACUCUAACAUCUUGGCGUCUCCGACCACCGGCGCGAUCCCGGCGCAGAAAUACGACUGGAAAGAUCUCAUCGCCUCCCAGCAAGAGGAGCUCAGCAGAGGAGACAACAGCUUCGCCGACUUCUCCUUCCACGCAGUCAACUCCAACGCCGCCGCCACCUCUCAAACAAACUCUUUCCCGUCCUUCAAGGAACAACAGAAAGUGGUGGAAGUGAGCAAGAGCAUCCCAGCGAGCACCAAGAGCUCCGGCGGCAACACCAACAGCAACAAGCAGCUCGAGGACGGGUACAACUGGAGGAAGUACGGGCAGAAGCAGGUGAAGGGGAGCGAGAACCCCCGGAGCUACUACAAGUGCACCUACGCCAACUGCUCCAUGAAGAAGAAGGUCGAGCGCUCCCUCGCCGACGGCCGCAUCACGCAGAUCGUCUACAAGGGCGCGCACGACCACCCCAAGCCGCUCUCCACGCGCCGCAACUCCUCCUCCUCCUCGGCAUGCGCGGCCGCCGUCGCGCGCGCCGAGGACGGGCCCGAGCACUCCGGCGCCACGCCCGAGCACUCCUCGGUCACCUUCGGCGACGACGACGCCGACAACGGCUCGCAGCGCAGCGACGGCGCCGAGCCCGAAGCCAAGCGCUGGAAGGAGGACGCGGACAACGAAGGCAGCUCCGGCGGCGCGGGGGGCGCCGGCGGCAAGCCCGUGCGCGAGCCCAGGCUCGUCGUGCAGACGCUCAGCGACAUCGACAUACUCGACGACGGCUUCAGGUGGAGGAAGUACGGCCAGAAGGUCGUCAAGGGGAACCCCAACCCGAGGAGCUACUACAAGUGCACCACCGUGGGCUGCCCGGUGCGGAAGCACGUCGAGCGGGCGUCGCACGACAACCGCGCGGUCAUCACCACCUACGAGGGCAAGCACAACCACGACGUGCCGGUCGGCCGCGGCGCCGGCGCCAGCCGCGCGCUGCCGAUCGCGUCGUCGUCCGAGAUCAGCUCGGGGCCCAUCCGGCCGGCGGCUACCGGGCAGGGACCCUACACCCUGGAGAUGCUCACAAACCCCGCGGCCGGGUACGGCGGCGCGUUCCAGCGCACCAAGGACGAGCCCCGGGACGACCUGUUCGUCAAGUCGCUCCUCUGCUAAGCUAAGCUUUAGCUCAAGCUCUUCGUUCCACCAUGCCGGAUACGUGUACGUGCACGGCCGUAGCGUAUACGUGUACGCUUGCCUUGUAGUGUACGUACAGGUGUUUUGUUGCAUAUACACACGCACAUACGUGGUAUAUUAGUACAGUAUUAGCUAGGAAGAGAGAUCGAUUGGUUUAUUUAUUUGUUGAA